CAUCCAAUCUAAUUCCUUUAUCUUCUCACCUGUGCAUGCAUAGACAUAUCUGCAUACAUAUGCAUCUUCUCCCUCCCCAAUCUUGCUUCAAAUCAUACCACUACCAUUUUUAUGAAACAACUCUGCUUCUUUUUUUAUGACAAUCAUAUUAAUCAAUCUCUUUUUCUUUUCUUUUUUGGCCCUUUUUUCAAAGAGAGAGAUGAUCUACUAAAUUCAAAUUUCAAUCUUCCUCACAAAGAAACCUCUUUUCUUUUAUCCAAUAUCUAAUACAGUGACCUAUUCCUCCCCCCUCCUUUUACUUUAUCCCCCUUUUCUUACCUUUAUCUUCCAACUUUUCCUCUCUCUCUCUCUCUCCUCCCAAAUCCCCUACUUUCGGCUAUAGUGAAAUAACACUACAUUAUAAAAAACACAAAAUGUCAUGAUAAUUAAGUCUAAAAUUCCAUUUUGGAUAUCCCAACAUCAGCUUCGAUAGCAAUGGAUGCUCCCAAAUUUAUCUUCUCAUUCCUCCUAUCUACUCUCAUUCUCCACUCCUCAGCCUCAGGGCUUCAUUGGAGUCGCAAACACACAACUCAACACGACUCGCUCAACUUCCCCACCACCACUCCGGCCAUCGUCACGGUGCCGUCGGCCACACCGGUCACCAUAACCCCAACUCCGGCCGCCACUCCGGUGACCAUUCCUCCUCCCACCACCACCACCGGCACCCCGCCCGUGACCAACCCCGUGACCACCCCGGCCGUGGCCCCCCCAGCGACCAGUACCGGCGCGGGGCAGGGGUGGUGCGUCGCGAAAAGCGGGGCGCCGGAGAAGAGCAUUCAGGCGGCGCUGGAUUACGCGUGCGGGAUCGGCGGCGCAGAUUGCUCCACCAUCCAGCAAGGCGCGAGCUGCUACAAUCCCAACACGCUCCAAAACCACGCCUCCUACGCCUUCAACAGCUAUUACCAGCGGAAUCCCGUGCCCACCAGCUGCGACUUCGGCGGCGCCGCCGCCAUCACCACUUCGAAUCCAAGCUCCGGCUCGUGCGUGUUCGCAACGUCGGCGAGCACGACCCCGACUGUGACUCCGCCGUCAACGGCGACGCCAGUGACUGUGACUCCGCCGUCAACGGCGACGCCAGUGACUGUGACUCCACCGUCAAUGGCAACGCCGGUGACUGUUACUCCGCCGUCAACAGCAACGCCGGUGAGCACGAUCCCGACUGUAACUCCACCAUCAGCGGCAACGCCGGUAAGCACGAGCCCGCCAACAACGGCAUCUCCGGUUACCAUAAAUCCGACUACUCCGAAUACAGCAUCAUCAACCGGAGGAUCACCGACACCAUCGGGUUUCGGCAUACCUCCGAGCAUAUUGAAUUCGAGCAACCCUGGUUUCGGCGGCACGACGACGGGAUUUGGGAUCGGAGAUGGGUCUCCGGUGGCCAACAUAAACUCCUCUGUCUCAGUGUCGAGCAUUCUCGAGCCAUUUGUGGGCUGCAUUCUUGCGGUUGCAGCCAUUGUAGUUUUGGAAAUGUAGAAGAAGGGCCAUUGCCAUUGCCAUUGCCAUUGCUCUACUACGACAUACAGUUUUGGGGGUAUGCAGAAACGUAGUCAUGAUUUUGGACUGAUCAAUUGGAUGCUGUCACGUUUAUUUGUUCAUCACCUUCCUUAUUUAUAUAUCAUAUGAAUAUGUGAACAUUGAGAGAUUAGGAGUUUCUAUCAUAGAGCUAAAACCUACUAGUAGAAUGUGUAGAAAUAAUUACUCGUUAUAUUAUAUGGAUGCGUCUUUCACCUCUA
This is a messenger RNA of Salvia miltiorrhiza (redroot sage), 1772 nucleotides long. Its product is annotated as PLASMODESMATA CALLOSE-BINDING PROTEIN 4-like. The record is from RefSeq and is a predicted model, not a curated record. Bases 475 to 1512 code for a protein of 345 amino acids. Lineage: Eukaryota; Viridiplantae; Streptophyta; Magnoliopsida; Lamiales; Lamiaceae. The transcript has 4 exons.